CCUCCUCCGGCCUCCAAGAUAGAUUCCUUCAGGAGUAAGGUUGAGCUCCUCCGCCUGCCUCUGGCCCUGUCAUCCAAGUCCAUCAGCCACCGCAAGAGUCAGCUGGGCGGAGCCGGGCAGCACGGCACGGGGGGAGGAGGUGCCCACAGGGGCAAACCCCGCCCACCGGCCUCUGACAUGGACAACGAGUCGCAGUACUCGGGCUACUCCUACAAGUCCUCACACUCCCGCAACUCUAGGAAGCACAGGGAUAGGCGGGACAGGCACCGCUCCAAGAGCAGAGACGGCAGUAGUCGUGGAGACAAGUCGGUCACCAUCCAUGCCCCUGGAGAGCCUCUACUGGACACAGAGUCCACCCGCGGAGACGAUCGGGAUGAUAACUGGGGUGAGACGACCACCGUGCAGACUGGCACGUCAGAACACAGCGUCUCCAACGAGGACCUGACGCGCGUCUCCAAGGAGCUCGAGGAGUCCUCCCCGCUGGAAUGCCGGCGUUUCUUGGGCCCAGGAUUGGGCGCCGUCCUUGGCCUCUUCGCCCUGGUCACCCCCCUGGCUUUCCUGGCUCUGCCGCAGCUGCUGUGGCGCGAGGCCCUGGAGCCCUGCGGCACGCCCUGCGAGGGUCUCUACGUCUCCCUGGCCUUUAAGCUCCUGGUCCUCCUCAUCUCCACCUGGGCUCUGUUCCUGCGCCCGCCGCGCGCUACCUUGCCUCGCUUCUACGUCUUCCGCUGCCUGCUGCUGGCGCUCGUCUUCCUGUUCGUGGCGUCCUACUGGCUGUUCUACGGCGUGCGCGUGCUGGAGCCCCGGGAGAGGGACUACAGGGGCAUCGUGGGGUACGCGGCGUCGCUGGUGGACGCGCUGCUCUUCAUCCAGUACCUGGCCCUGGUGCUGCUGGAGGUCAGACACCUGCAGCCUGCCUUCUGCCUCAAGGUGGUGCGCACAACUGACGGGGAAAGUCGCUUCUACAACGUGGGACAUCUCAGUAUUCAGAGGGCAGCAGUGUGGGUGCUGGACCGGUACUACAGUGAUUUCCCAGUCUACAACCCUGCCCUCCUCAACCUGCCCAAGUCCAUCCUCUCUAAGAAGAGUUCUGGCUUCAAAGUCUACACUCUGGGUGAAGAGAACAACACUAACAACUCUACGGGUCAGUCCAGAGCGAUGAUCGCUGCGGCCGCCCGCAGGAGAGACAACUCCCACAACGAGUAUUACUACGAGGAGGCAGAGAUGGACCGCAGGGUCCGCAAGCGCAAGGCCAGGCUGGUGGUGGCGGUAGAGGAAGCCUUCACCCACAUCAAGCGCCUCCAGGACGACGAGCCAGCCGCGUCGUCCCCCAAACACCCCCGUGAGGUGAUGGACCCCCGCGAGGCAGCUCAGGCCAUCUUCGCCCCUAUGGCCCGGGCCAUGCAGAAGUACCUGAGGACCACGCGCCAGCAGCCCUAUCACAGCAUGGAGAGCAUUAUCAACCACCUGCAGUUCUGUAUCACGCACAACAUGACCCCCAAGGCCUUCCUGGAGCGCUACCUUUCUCCAGGCCCCACGCUGCAGUACCAGCGGGAGAACAGUAUGGGUCGCCAGUGGACCCUAGUGAGCGAGGAGCCGGUGACAUCAGCCCUGAGUCGGGGUCUCGUCUUCUCCCUGCGACGUCUCGACUUCUCCCUGGUUGUCACGGUGACACCCCUCCCCUUCCUCCACCUGGGGGAGGAGUUUAUCGACCCCAAGAGCCACAAGUUUGUCAUGAGGCUGCAGUCGGAAACCUCUGUGUAGAGAGGGAGAGAAAGUAGUGGAUAGGGGGGGAUGCGAGAGAGGAAGAGGGAACCUAUGCUUCAACUUUCCUCAAAGCCCAUCUCUCUCAGUAUUGACCUCCGUGUGAAAAAGGGAGAGAAGACGGCUAUCUGUCUCUUUUUUUGCACAAAGCAGUGGAAAUGUGGCGUCUGCUACCAAGGGCUGGAGGAGAGACCUCUGUGGCUAUCCCGUUUUAUUAACUGUGUGUGAAUGUCUUUGUGUGUGUUACUGUGUUAGUCAUUGGGACUUGUAUGUUUCCUCAUUCCUUGACAGUAACUGGACCGCAUUAUUUGAAGUUGACAUUACUACAUUACUAACCAAUGAACUGAUAAAAUAUUAAAGAUAAAUGUGAAUAGGAAGACUUGAUAAUUUUUUUUUUUAAAGAACUAGAAAAGUUAUGUGCUUGCAAAAGUUGCAAAUUAGCUACGACGUCAACCAAUCAGGUGAUUGGAAUCACUGAAUCGACAAAUAAACUGACUGCUUCCUGACAGUGGAACCAUUUUCAUUGGACAAAAUCUGACCCUGGUCCAAAGGAAGUGGGUUGUUCUAGGGACAGCUGAUGAAUGUUUAGUUGAAACACUGACCAGCUGAUUUUCAUAAGAAAUUAAACGUUUAGGAUAUUUUUUGUGACGUUAAUUAAUGGAUGUUAUGUUGGGGACUUUUGAUGUGUAUUCCAGUGUUGGUUUUAUAAUGAAGAAGACGGAACAGAUACAAAAAACAGACUGAACCUAUUGCCGUCAUGAUAUGAGAGGUUAUUUUUGUUUUUCGUGCCAGAAAGAAGUCCAUAUCAGAUAUAGGGCUGAGUCCCAAUAAUAUCUCAUUUCUCCUGAAUUGUGGACUCAUUUACUACUUCCCAUCAAAAGCAUUGCCUUGGUGGAGGCCAGGGCUAGUGGGAGUUUCCACCAUAUUACUUAUACCAGUCAUCAAGUCAGUGAAGAAGUCAUUUUUUUGGAAGAAAGAGAGACACAUCCAUAGUCAUGUGUACAACAUGACCACUGUACUGUUCUGAACAUUUGACCAUGCCUAAACACACAAACCAACACAUUUGUUUUUAUUAACCUGUACUUGCGUGCAGUUUAAGAUAUGAUUUGUUCGAUUCAAGGCUCUGAGGUGAACAUCAGCAACAGUCCUUAUGGGUCCAGCACAAACAACGGUUCUUGGGCUCUUUGGCAGCUUAGAGCUGCUGUAGUCUGUCUCCUAUUGUUGUAUAUAAAUGGUUUUAUCUUUUUAUAUGUGUACCAUAUGUUCGAGACAAUGGUAGCUUUUUUUUUUCUACAUAAGGAACUGCAUUUUAUUUGAUAAUUUUUAGUAUCACUUGAUGUGAAUGUUUUUCAUAUUUCAUAAUUUUAGGACUAAAUUGUUACGGCCUUUUAAAUAAAUUAUCUCUCGUGAUAUGAUGCUAUGUGCCCCUCCCA
Oncorhynchus nerka (sockeye salmon) is the source of this 3194-nucleotide messenger RNA. Its product is annotated as vang-like protein 2. The coding region runs from base 178 to 1761 and encodes 527 amino acids. Lineage: Eukaryota; Metazoa; Chordata; Actinopteri; Salmoniformes; Salmonidae. Gene Ontology annotation, cellular component: plasma membrane. Gene Ontology annotation, biological process: Wnt signaling pathway, planar cell polarity pathway; multicellular organism development; establishment of planar polarity. The record is from RefSeq and is a predicted model, not a curated record. The transcript has 7 exons.